AUGCGUGCUCCUUGUGCGGCUCUUUUCGAUCGGACGGCGAGGUCGAAACCUGCCACCAGGUCUGAACUCUUGUCUUGGCCUGCUCUUUCGAAACUCCAGACUAAUAAACGUCCCCCAGGCCCGCCUACUCUGCCGCUGAUCGGGAAUCUACACCAACUGCCAAAGAAAGACAUUCAUGUACAGCAUCUCAAAUGGGCGCAAGAAUAUGGCCCCAUUUUCUCCCUCAAACUAGGCUCCCAGACGGUCAUCGUCCUCGCGAGCGGUUCGAUGAUCAAACGGCUCGUGGACAAACGCAGCGCCAACUACGCCGACCGCCCGUCACUCUUCAUGCAGGGCGUCUUUGAGCAAUCCCGGAUCAUCCUCCGCGGCUACGACGACCUCUGGAAAGUGGAGCGCAAGUUGUACCAUGGGUUCCUGAACAGCACCAAAGCGGUCCGGUAUGCCCCUUACCAGGACCUGGAGACGAAACAGCUGUGCUUCGAUCUCCUUAGUCGUCCCGAGGCCUUCGAGGCCCUGAUCACCCGCAUGACAUUCAGCGCGGCCACCAGCAUGACCUACGGGUUCCGCGUGACCGACCCGCAGAAUCCCGUGAUGCAGGAAUUGCUCAAGAACGCGCACGGCUUCCUGUCCAUGGUGCACAAGAGCCAGCUCUUCGAUUGGUACCCGCAGUUGAGGCCGAUCGUGAAGUGGUUGCCCUCGUUCAUGUUCCCCAUGUACCGCGACGCGAGGGAGGUGUUUCGGCGCGAGAAGAUCCAAUUCCACCAGCUCUUGGACGACGCGCGGAGGAACAUGAACGACGAGAAUGCCCUGCCAUGUUUCGCCGCCGAUAUAGCUCGUGCCCAAGAAUCCUGGAAAGGAAAGCCAGACGGCGCCAUCUUGACCGACCGUGCCGCCGCCUACAUUGCUGGAAUUGCCAUGGAGGGGGCCACGGACACGCAGAGCAACCAGCUAGCAUCUUUCAUCAAGGCAAUGACGCUCUACCCCGACUGUCAGACGAAAGCGCAGACCGAGCUCGAAGAAGUCGUCGGCCCGGAUCGCAUGCCCGACGCCAACGACGUGGACAAGCUGCGAUAUCUUCGCCAGAUCAUGAAAGAGACGUUGCGAUGGAUGCCAACAGCCACGACGGGCGCCGUCCCGCACGCGGCCCGCGAAGGCGACGAGAUCGACGGCUACGUGAUCCCCCGAGGCGCGACCAUCGUGCUCUCCAUCUGGUCGGCCAACAACGACCCGAGUCUGUUCCCCAACCCGCGCGUCUUCGACCCGUCCCGCCACAACCCGGACGUGUCGAUGAGCCAGGCCGCACAGGCCAGCGACAUCCACGACCGCGACCACUGGUCCUUCGGCGCCGGGAGGCGCAUCUGCCCGGGCAUCCACGUCGCCGAGAGUACCCUGAUGCUGUCGAUGGCGCGCCUCCUGUGGGCCUUUCGCAUCGCAAAGGCAAAGGACGACCAAGGCCGGGACAUCCACGUCGAGCCCGACGCCAUCACGCAGUCGAUCGCUUCGCGGCCCUUGCCGUUCAGAUGUGACAUCAAAGUGCGCAGCGAGAAGCGCGCGGAAAUCGUACGAAAGGCCUGGGAAGAGGCGCAACACGUGCUGGACGAGGCCGGGAACUAUAAGGUGAAUGUGCUGUGA
Cladophialophora carrionii CBS 160.54 is the source of this 1632-nucleotide messenger RNA. RefSeq lists its product as uncharacterized. Gene Ontology annotation, molecular function: oxidoreductase activity, acting on paired donors, with incorporation or reduction of molecular oxygen; heme binding; monooxygenase activity. The coding region runs from base 1 to 1632 and encodes 543 amino acids. The transcript is spliced from 6 exons. NCBI's taxonomy places the organism in Eukaryota, Fungi, Ascomycota, Eurotiomycetes, Chaetothyriales, Herpotrichiellaceae. The record is from RefSeq and is a predicted model, not a curated record.